This is a messenger RNA of Sclerotinia sclerotiorum 1980 UF-70, 987 nucleotides long. RefSeq lists its product as hypothetical. The transcript is spliced from 2 exons. Gene Ontology annotation, molecular function: nickel cation transmembrane transporter activity. Gene Ontology annotation, biological process: nickel cation transmembrane transport. The record is from RefSeq and is a predicted model, not a curated record. The coding region runs from base 1 to 987 and encodes 328 amino acids. Gene Ontology annotation, cellular component: plasma membrane. NCBI's taxonomy places the organism in Eukaryota, Fungi, Ascomycota, Leotiomycetes, Helotiales, Sclerotiniaceae.
AUGACCCGACGUCUAAUCGCUUCUGGUUCUCCUCAUACAUCUCAACCAGUAACUGUUGGUACCUGGUUCUCUUUAGGUCAUUCAACAAUUGUAAUCAUAACUUGCAUUGUCGUUGCUGCUACAUCUGGUGCUCUUGAAUCACGGUUCAAUUCCUUCCGAAAUGUAGGAGGUAUCAUUGGUACAGGUGUUUCAGCUGGUGUAUUGAUUUUACUUGGAAUUGGAAAUGCAUGGAUUUUAUGGAGAUUGGUGGUUAAGUUGAGAGCAGUUCUAAGAGAAGAAAUCGAUGGAGAUGGUGGUGAGACUGGAUUAGGUUUCGAAGGUGGAGGAAUCAUGAUGAGAGUUCUCAGAAAGGUCUUUAAAGUGAUUGAUCGUCCAUGGAAAAUGUAUCCACUGGGUGUAUUAUUUGGACUUGGUUUUGAUACUAGUAGUGAAAUUGCGGUUCUUGGAAUCGCUUCUGUUCAGGGUGCUAAAGGAACUAAUAUUUGGCUGAUAUUAAUUUUCCCGGUUUUAUUUACCGCUGGCAUGUGUCUAAUUGACACCACCGACGGCGCAUUAAUGAUGACGCUUUACACAUCCACAUCUCUCGCUCGCGAUACGAUCGCAAUUCUCUACUACUCAAUUGUCUUAACAGGCAUAACAGUUCUAGUAGCUAUUUGUAUCGGAGUCAUUCAAUUACUUUCUCUCAUUGCAAAUUUCUCUACAGGGCCCUUCUGGGAUGGAGUUAAUGCGACAGGUGAUCAUUUUGAUGUUAUUGGUGGAGGAAUCUGCGGUGCUUUUGUGGUAUUUGGAGGUGCAAGUGUGCUAAUUUAUGGACCUUGGAGGAGAUGGGUCGAGAAGGGGAGAGUUGGAAGAAGAGGGAUUGGAAAUGGUGAUGCGGAUAUGGAGGUUGAGUUAGGGGAUAUUGGGAAGAAGGAUGAGAUGGGAGAUGAGAGUAGAGAUGAGAAGGAUGUUGGGAGGGUUAAAGAUAAGGUGAUUGAUGCUGAGUAG